Dama dama (fallow deer) is the source of this 4405-nucleotide messenger RNA. It is a transcript of the gene CHL1, whose product is annotated as cell adhesion molecule L1 like. Gene Ontology annotation, biological process: cell-cell adhesion; axon guidance. The transcript has 29 exons. Gene Ontology annotation, cellular component: axon; plasma membrane. Bases 515 to 4192 code for a protein of 1225 amino acids. The record is from RefSeq and is a predicted model, not a curated record. Lineage: Eukaryota; Metazoa; Chordata; Mammalia; Artiodactyla; Cervidae. Gene Ontology annotation, molecular function: protein binding.
GAGAGCAAGCCAGAACAGGUCCGCGUCCUCGCGGCCACUGCCGGCGGUGGGAGGGGCGCGGCGGCCUCUCCGCGGGCAGACCCGCGUGCAGAUCGGCUGGGAGCUGCCGGCGAGAAACUCCCGUGCAUUCGCCGGGAGCUGCUGGACUUCCACGCCCUUCUCCCGCUCCAAGCCAGCUUGAAGGAGCGGUUUCCUCGAAGGAAGGUGCUGUAAACUACAAUGACCCUGUGUUAAUACCGCAGAUAUCAUAGUGGAACUGAAGGGAACUUAAUUUACUGAUACCCAGGAAAACUGAAUAACUCUCCAAAGUGGCCCAAGUGAUCGUCUGAAAAACAUUAUUCAUCAAAGACAAAAGAAAGAUAUUUGGUGGCAGGAGAGGAGGCCAAUUAAGGAAGUUUAUCAAGAAAAAUCAUAGUAAACAAGGGUUUGUUUGUUUGUAGCCAGCUUCCCAUCAAAAGUAAGAGAAGACAUUAAAAUUUUCAUUCUUUCUGGGCUGCUUCCUUCCUGAAGAGCAAUGGAGGCAUUGUUAAGUGGAAGAGGAUUAAUCACAUCUCUGAUUUUCUUCCUGUUAAAAUUCUCAACAGCUGUUGAUAUACCACUUUCAGUUCAACAGGUUCCAACAAUCGUGAAGCAGUCAACAGUGCAAGUUGCCUUUCCUUUUGAUGAAUAUUUUCAAAUUGAAUGUGUAGCUAAAGGAAAUCCAGAACCAAAAUUCUUGUGGAAUAAGGAUGACAAGCCUUUUAAUCUCUCUGACCCUCGGAUAAUUGUAUCUAACAAUGGGGGGACUUUCAGGAUACCAAAUGACGGGCACAUAUCUCACUUUCAAGGAAAAUACCGCUGCUUUGCUUCUAAUAAGCUGGGGAUUGCUAUGUCAGAAGAAAUCGAGUUUAUAGUUCCUAAUGCUCCAAAAUUCCCCAAAGAAAAAAUUGACCCUCUUGAAGUGGAGGAAGGUGAUCCAAUUGUCCUUCCAUGCAACCCUCCCAAAGGUCUGCCACCUUUACACAUUUACUGGAUGAAUAUUGAAUUAGAACACAUUGAGCAAGAUGAGAGAGUAUACAUGAGCCAAAAGGGAGAUCUGUACUUCGCAAAUGUGGAGGAAAAGGACAGUCGGAAUGAUUACUGUUGCUUUGCUGCGUUCCCGAGAUUGAGGACUAUUGUGCAGAAAAUGCCAAUGAAACUAACAGUUAACAGUUUAAAGCAUGUUAAUGACUCGAGUUCAUCCACAGAAAUUGUUUCCAAGGCAAAUUCGAUCAAGCAGAGAAAACCCAGACUAUUGUUGCCUCCUCCUGAAAGUGGCAGUGAGUCUUCUGUUACCAUCCUCAAAGGGGAGACCCUGCUGCUCGAGUGUUUUGCUGAAGGCCUGCCAACUCCACAAGUUGAUUGGAACAAAAUGGGAGGUGAUUUACCAAAGGGAAGAGAAACAAAAGAAAAUUAUGGCAAAACUUUGAAGAUAGAGAAUGUCUCCUAUCGGGACAAAGGAAACUAUCGCUGCACAGCCAACAAUUUCUUGGGAUCAGCCACUCAUGAUUUUCACGUUAUAGUAGAAGAGCCCCCUCGCUGGACCAAGAAACCUCAGAGUGGUGUAUACAGCACGGGGAGCAGUGGGAUCCUGCUGUGUGAGGCUGAAGGAGAGCCUGAGCCCAUGAUCAAGUGGAGAGUCAACGGCUUACCAAUUGAGAGAAAUCCAUUUUCUGGUGAUGUCAUCUCUCCCGGGGAAAUCAGUUUUACCAACGUACAACCGAAUCACACCGCUGUGUACCAGUGUGAAGCUUCAAAUGUCCAUGGCACUAUCCUCGCCAAUGCCAAUAUCGAUGUUGUAGAUGUUCGUCCACUGAUACAAACGGCAGAUGAAGAAAACUAUGCUACAGUGGUUGGAUACAAUGCUUUCUUACACUGUGAGUUCUUUGCUUCACCCGAGGCAAUAGUGUCCUGGCAGAAAGUGGAAGAAGCAAAACCUCUCGACGGCAGAAGGUAUCAUGUCCAUGAGAAUGGCACAUUACAGAUCACCGAGACCACAGAAGAAGAUGCUGGUUCCUACUCUUGUUGGGUAGAAAAUGCUAAAGGAAAAACAGCAGUCACAGCCAACCUGGAUAUCAGAAAUGCUACAAACCUUAGAGUUUCUCCUAAGAAUCCUCGGGUCCCCAAAUCACAUACACUGGAAUUACACUGUGAGAGCAAAUGUGACUCACAUCUGAAAAACAGCUUGAAGUUGUCCUGGAGUAAAGAUGGAGAAGCCUUUGAAAUUAACGGCACCGAGGAUGGCAGGAUAAUUAUUGAUGGAGCUAAUCUGACGAUAUCUAAUGUCACCAUGGAAGAUGAAGGUAUAUACUCAUGUUCCGCUCACACUGCUCUGGACAGCGUUGCUGAUAUGACGCAAGUAACUGUCCUUGAUGUUCCGGAUCCACCAGAAAACCUUCACUUGUCGGACAGACAGAACAGAAGUGUUCGACUGACGUGGGAGGCUGGAGAUGACCACAGUAGCAACAUCAGCGAGUAUAUUGUAGAAUUUGAAGGAAACAAAGAGGAGCCUGGAAGGUGGGAAGAGCUGACUCGAGUCCAAGGAAAGGAGACAACAGUCGUGCUGUCUUUGGCUCCAUAUGUGAGAUACCAGUUCAGGGUCAUAGCCAUGAAUGAAGUUGGGAGAAGCCAGCCUAGCCACCCAUCAGGCCAUCACGAAACACCCCCAGCAGCUCCAGACAAGAAUCCACAAAAUAUAAGAGUUCAAGCUUCUCAACCCAAGGAAAUGAUUAUCAAAUGGGAGCCUCUGAAAGCCAUGGAGCAGAAUGGACCCGGACUGGAGUAUAGGGUGACCUGGAAGCCGCAGGGAGCCCCGGUGGAGUGGGAGGAAGAGACAGUCACCAACCACACCCUGCGGGUGAUGACACCUGCUGUCUACGCGCCAUACGAUGUCCAGGUCCAAGCCAUCAAUCACCUGGGCUCUGGCCCUGAGCCACAGUCAGUGAUUCUCUAUUCUGGAGAAGACUAUCCUGAUACAGCUCCAGUGAUCCAAGGGGUGGAUGUUGUAAACAGCACAUUAGUUAAAGUCACCUGGUCAACAGUUCCAAAGGAAAGAGUACACGGACACCUGAAAGGAUAUCAGGUAAACUGGUGGAAGACAAAAAGCCUGUUGGAUGGAAGGGCACAUCCCAAAGAAGUAAACAUUCUGAGAUUUUCAGGACAAAGAAACUAUGGAAUGGUUCCUUCUCUGGAUGCCUUUAGCGAAUUUCACUUAACAGUCUUAGCCUAUAAUUCCAAAGGAGCUGGUCCAGAGAGUGAGCCUUUUAUAUUUCAAACACCAGAAGGAGUACCUGAACAACCAACUUUUCUCAAAGUCAUCAAAGUUGAUAAAGACACUGCCACUUUGUCCUGGGGGCUACCCAAGAAACUGAAUGGAAAUUUGACUGGAUAUCUAUUGCAGUACCAGAUAAUAAAUGACACUGAUGAAAUUGGAGAGCUAAAUGAUAUCAACAUUACAACUCCAUCAAAGCCCAGCUGGCGUCUCUUGAACCUCAAUGCAACCACCAAGUACAAAUUCUACCUGAGGGCUUGCACGUCAAAGGGCUGUGGGAAACCAGUCACUGAGGAGACUGCUACAUUAGGAGAAGCCAGUAAAAGUGUCGGGAAGAUAUCAGAAGGAGUAAAUCUUACUCAAAAGAUUCACCCAGUAGAGGCAUUUGAGCCGGGAGCUGAACAUGUAGUCCGCCUUUUGACUAAGAGUUGGGUUGCUAACAAUAGCAUUUUUGAAGAUGUCAUUGAGACAAGAGGGACAGAAUAUGCUGGUCUGUACGAGGACAUCUCCACUCAAGGCUGGUUUAUCGGGCUGAUGUGUGCAGUUGCUCUGCUCACACUAAUAUUGUUAACUGUUUGCUUCGUGAAGAGGAACAGAGGUGGGAAGUACUCAGUGAAAGAAAAGGAGGAUCUUCAUCCAGACCCUGAAGUUCAGUCAGCAAAAGAUGAAACCUUUGGAGAAUACAGUGACAGUGACGAAAAACCUCUCAAAGGCAGCCUUCGGUCCCUUACCAGGGAUAUGCCGGCCACAGAGAGUGCCGACAGCUUAGUGGAGUACGGAGAAGGUGACCACGGUCUCUUCAACGAGGAUGGCUCUUUUAUUGGUGCCUAUGCUGGCUCUAAGGAGAAAGGGUCUGUGGAAAGCAAUGGAAGUUCCACCGCAACGUUUCCACUCCGAGCAUAAACAGAGCGCGUGGCAACAAACCAGUGGUUCAUACCAACCUUCCAGAUUUAACUGUUCAAGGGAACAAGAACUUCCUUAUAGAAUAGAAACAUUCUGGCAGAAGCUUUCACCCAGAAUUCAAACAUCCUGCAACUCUGUUAAGAAAAAGAGCACUGCCUUGAAAAAGUGAAAAUACCUACCACUAUAGGCCUGUAGUUUUUUUUUUUUUUUUUU